Ruditapes philippinarum (Manila clam) is the source of this 1519-nucleotide messenger RNA. RefSeq names its product protein GVQW3-like. The transcript has a single exon. The record is from RefSeq and is a predicted model, not a curated record. Bases 484 to 879 code for a protein of 131 amino acids. NCBI's taxonomy places the organism in Eukaryota, Metazoa, Mollusca, Bivalvia, Venerida, Veneridae.
UUAAUUGUAUUUAACAUUUUUAUAAAAACAUUUUGACUUUUUACAUAAUGAAAAAUAGUUACUACAAGUAUGAAACUAUACAUGCAGAGAUGGUUCAAUAGGAACUUAGUUAAACAUUUAGGAGGGUUGUUCGGAAAGUUUUGAGACAAUAUGAUUUUCUCUGUUUCUAAUUACAGAUGCGAAUAUUAUUUAAUACAAAUUAUAGCUUAAUAUGUUAUUUAUCCGAGUUAUCUCUUUAAAACGUUGUAACGUUACUAUACGGCAUAUAAUCGUUUCCAUAGCAACACCUGUCUACGCAUCCUGGCGCACGGACUAUUUUCUUGUUAUAAGUUUUCUUACUGAAUAAAAAGAGCCCCUAAAAUUGCGCCAAACGUCACGAAAAUUUUAUGACGUCACUUCCAACUUAAGGACGUCAUUUCCGCUAGUUGUUUAAGCCGUUACCGCAGAUCAUUAUAGCAAUACGUGCGCGACAAGACAACGGCUAUGGAAACACCGUCAAAAGAGGAACAGCGUGUUUUUAUUAAGUUUUGCGUUAAUCUUGGGAAAACGCCAACAGAAACUAAGCAACUUCUAGAACAGGCAAACAACGGACGUACUGUUAGUCGACCAUUGGUAUUUAGAUGGCAUAAAGAGUUUCGAGAUGGCAGAACGUCAACAAAAGACAAGGAAAGGAGCGGUCGCCCAUCCGUCAUCGACGAUAAACUGACACUUGCAAGAAAAGCGCUUCAGUGCGACCGUCGCAUAACAGUAAGAGAAGUUGCAGAAGUUUGUGAUGUAGGUACGGCAACUGCUCACAAAAUGUUAACUGAGACACUUGCAAUGUCUAGGGUUUCGAUGUACGUUGUGAAGGAAGAUACUUUGAAAAGGAGUAGCAGUUGACUUUUCUACGGUGACGUUAAACUUUGGAAAUAACGGCAACGUCGGAUAACGUCGUUGCGUGCGCCGGGUCACCGGUAGUGUCUGUGCCUAACGCUUUGUAGCUUUUGUAUACAUGAAGCUAUUCUUAUGAAAUUUUACACUAUAAUAGAUGAGGUAUUAAAGUAAUACAUAGUAAACUCUUGUUUGAUUUUAUCUUUUCCAACGCUAAAUAUUGACCCAAUCUCAAAACUUUCCGAACAACCCUCGUAGUUACAUCAUCAACAAGUACACUUGAUGUCUUUCAUUUAAAGUUACAAAAUACAAAGGUAUAGUUGACUGUAUAAGCUUAUUGAGAAUUCAAAAGUUUUAUGAAAUAUUUAAGAAUUGAAUCAGCAUGCCUACUAUAAUACUUCAAUUAUUGUUCUGGUAAGUAACAAUUUUGAAAAACUAGUAAGUACAAAUUAACCUAGUCUAUCGCACUGAUUAUCAAUAUAAAUAUUCCUUUCAUUAUUCCUAUCAGGGUAUAUAGCAUUAUAUAAAUUGAUUGUUUUGCAAUGCAGCCUUUGUCUGGCGGCUCAGUUUAUAUUUACAAACAAUCAUUUAUAGAAGGCCUGCCUAUAUUAUAAUAUAUACAAUGUACUCUGAAAAAAUAAUAACUAAU